This is a messenger RNA of Scaptodrosophila lebanonensis, 2499 nucleotides long. RefSeq names its product ice-structuring glycoprotein-like. The transcript is spliced from 6 exons. The record is from RefSeq and is a predicted model, not a curated record. NCBI's taxonomy places the organism in Eukaryota, Metazoa, Arthropoda, Insecta, Diptera, Drosophilidae. The coding region runs from base 1 to 2499 and encodes 832 amino acids.
AUGGUGCGAACCCGGUCGAAUAGCCGGUGCAGCAACAACAACAACAGUUGUAAUGACGUGGAGAUGGCCGAUGACCAUCUCCAUGAGCGGGACAAUAACCGAGGAGGUGGUAAAGCCACUCGCGAGCGAUCUAAAACGCGCAAGUCUGGUGUCAGAGGGCUGAACACGGCGUCGCCAGCGGAUUGCGAGGCAGAGGAUGUUUCGCCAACCAAGAAGAGGAUAAAGGAGAAGGCAGGUGUAGCAGCCUCCUCCUCCUCGUCCCCUGACUUGGAUGACGGAGCAACUGCCGCCGUCGCGAGAAGUACCGCGUCACUCGCUGCCGACAUAGCCGCCGGCACAAAUGCCGAGGGAGUUUCCGCGAAGCCGGCCACUGACGCCGCUGCCGCCACCGCUGCCGCCGCGAAACUGGCUACUAUAGCCGACGCCGCCGUCGCGAAGCCCACAAUGGAGGCUGUUUUUAAGAAGCCACUGGCACCGACCACCGUCGCGAGUACGAGCGACGCAAGUGACGUGAGUAUGACUGGUGGUUCUGCCCGUCGCGGUCGCUCCCGCCAAAAAGCCGCGUCGACGCCAGACUUAUAUGGUGACGUAGAGGUGACGUCGGCCAAGAAAAGGGUCAAGGAGAAGGCCAGCAUUAUAGCUGCCCCCUCCGUAUCCCUUGCCAUGGCCUCCGGCGCUACGUCAUCGCAGUGUGCCGUUCCCGUGGUCGCCGAGACCGAAAAUGACGUAGCAACGACGUCAUCCGCUGUCGCAGCCGCAGCCGCAGCCGCGAUCGCUGCCAACGUCGAGAAGCCUUCGUAUGCUGCCUCUGCCGCCGUCGCGAGAGCGCUGCCAGCGUUGUCCGCUGCAAAUGUUGCUCUGCCGCCUCCCACAGUCGCUACGUACGCAGGCACUGCUGCGAGCGCUGCCACCUCCGCUGUUCCGGCUGUACCGCGGUGCUCUGUCGAGAGCAUCGUGGCUGGUGGCAGCUCUGCAAUACAAGCAGAGCUGUCCCGCAUCAAGCGGCAGGUGCGCAAUGCAGUGAUGAGGGCGCGCAUGGAGCCGGAUGCUGCCAUAGAUGUUAUGGACGCCGCAGCCAAAUAUGAUGAUUUGGUGAUGUCGCUCAUGAUUCGAGUCGCGCUUCUCGAGGAAAAAACAAGGAGCAACAUUAUGCCACCACCAGCUGCGCCCACUUAUGCUGCCCAAGUAGCGCAGACCCAUGGGGCCAUUGAAACAAUUAUGAGUGUCCGUAGCCGCUCCGGCAGUACGAGCGACGCAAGUGACGUGAGUAUGACUGGUGGUUCUGCCCGUCGCGGUCGCUCCCGCCAAAAAGCCGCGUCGACGCCAGACUUAUAUGGUGACGUAGAGGUGACGUCGGCCAAGAAAAGGGUCAAGGAGAAGGCCAGCAUUAUAGCUGCCCCCUUCGUAUCCCUUGCCAUGGCCUCCGGCGCUACGUCAUCGCAGUGUGCCGUUCCCGUCGCGGUCGCCGUUCCCGUGGUCGCCGAGACCGAAAAUGACGUAGCAACGACGUCAUCCGCUGUCGCAGCCGCAGCCGCAGCCGCGAUCGCUGCCAACGUCGAGAAGCCUUCGUAUGCUGCCUCUGCCGCCGUCGCGAGAGCGCUGCCAGCGUUGUCCGCUGCAAAUGUUGCUCUGCCGCCUCCCACAGUCGCUACGUACGCAGGCACUGCUGCGAGCGCUGCCACCUCCGCUGUUCCGGCUGUACCGCGGUGCUCUGUCGAGAGCAUCGUGGCUGGUGGCAGCUCUGCAAUACAAGCAGAGCUGUCCCGCAUCAAGCGGCAGGUGCGCAAUGCAGUGAUGAGGGCGCGCAUGGAGCCGGAUGCUGCCAUAGAUGUUAUGGACGCCGCAGCCAAAUAUGAUGAUUUGGUGAUGUCGCUCAUGAUUCGAUUCGCGCUUCUCGAGGAAAAAACAAGGAGCAACAUUAUGCCACCGCCAGCUGCGCCCACUUAUGCUGCCCAAGUAGCGCAGACCCAUGCCACCCAGGUGGUCCCAACGCCCCUACCGCGCCUUGACACUGCUGCGAGGGCUGCCACCUCCGCUGUCCCGGCCGUACCGCGGUGCUCUGUCGAGAGCAUCGUGGCUGGUGGCAGUUCUGCAAUACAAGCAGAGCUGUCCGGCAUCAAGCGGCAGGUGCGCAAUGCUGUGGCGAGGGCGCGCAUGGAGCCUGAUGCUUCUAUAGAUGUGCUUGACGCCGCUGCCAUGAUGCCAUAUGAUGAUUUGGUUUUGUCGCUCAUGCUAAGAGUCGCGCUGCUUGAGGAAAGGACAAGAAGCACCAUUAUGCCACCACCAGCUGCGCCUGCUAAUGCUGCUCAUGUAGCGCAGACAUAUGCCACCCAGGUGGUUCCUACGCCCCUACCGCGCCUCACCAAGAAGCCGGUCGAGACCUAUUCGGCCAUAGUUGCCAGCCGGGACCCCAGCGUCUCGCCGAAGGAGAUCGUUGAAAAAAUGAAGAGAAUGUGCAUCGCAGCCGCACAAUUGGAGAAACCUGAAGAAGUCACGUAA